Messenger RNA from Oryctolagus cuniculus (rabbit), 3305 nucleotides. RefSeq names its product BarH like homeobox 1 (gene BARHL1). Gene Ontology annotation, biological process: regulation of DNA-templated transcription. The record is from RefSeq and is a predicted model, not a curated record. NCBI's taxonomy places the organism in Eukaryota, Metazoa, Chordata, Mammalia, Lagomorpha, Leporidae. Gene Ontology annotation, molecular function: DNA binding; DNA-binding transcription factor activity, RNA polymerase II-specific.
GCUCUCCGCGGUGCUGACGCCGCCGGGCCGGUAGCGCGGCCCGGGCCCGCUGCUCUCCUCGGCGCUGACCCCGCCGCCCUCCGCCACCGCUUGCCCGGAGAAAGCGUGGGGGUUUGGAUUUUUUUUUAAAGCCGUUCUUUAUUUAGAUUCCAACGUCCUCGCGUUGCGUCCGUGCCAAAGGGGCCCUCAGGCCCGUCCUUCUCCUUGGCGCUCCCCAACUUGGCGCGCCCUCCCUCCCCUUCCUCCCUGACACUCCCACCACCCCCCCUCGGCUCGGCGGCUCGGCGCGGUGCUGCAGAAGACGCGCUGAGCCCUUUCGGAUCUAAUGCGCAGAGGAGAUUGGCCCAGAGCUCCCGGGCUCCCCCAAGGCUGAACUUCGUCCAAGGUGCCCUCAGGCUCCCUGCCCGCCUUCCCCAUGCCAGCCCGCAGCUAGGGGCAGGGGCAGCGGCGGCUGGGGCUGGGGGUGGGUGGGGAGCUGCUGGGCAGGACAGGUCGCAGCUUGGCUAUGGAAGGCUCCAAUGGCUUUGGGAUCGACUCCAUCCUCUCCCACCGUGCGGGCAGCCCCGCCCUUCCCAAGGGGGACCCCUUGCUCGGGGACUGCCGCUCACCCCUGGAGCUGAGUCCGCGCUCCGAGAGCAGCAGCGACUGCUCCUCCCCAGCCUCACCGGGACGGGACUGUCUGGAGACGGGCACCCCGCGGGCAGGCGGGGCACCGGGCCCAGGUUUGGACUCCCACCUGCAGCCCGGGCAGCUCUCCGCCCCAGCCCAGUCGCGCACCGUCACCUCCUCCUUUCUGAUCCGGGACAUUCUCGCUGAUUGCAAACCACUCGCGGCCUGUGCACCCUACUCCAGCAGCGGGCAGCCAGCAGCCCCUGAGCCCGGAGGACGCCUUGCGGGCAAGGCCGGGGAGGACUUCAGAGACAAGCUGGACAAAAGUGGCAGCAACGCUUCAUCAGACUCUGAAUAUAAAGUGAAGGAGGAGGGCGACCGCGAGAUCUCCAGCUCCCGGGACAGUCCCCCGGUGCGCCUGAAGAAGCCGCGCAAGGCGCGCACCGCCUUCACCGACCAUCAGCUGGCGCAGCUGGAACGCAGCUUCGAGCGGCAGAAGUACCUGAGCGUGCAGGACCGCAUGGAGCUCGCCGCCUCGCUCAACCUCACCGACACACAGGUCAAGACCUGGUACCAGAACCGCAGGACUAAAUGGAAGCGACAGACGGCCGUCGGGUUGGAGCUGCUGGCGGAGGCAGGCAAUUACUCAGCGCUCCAGCGGAUGUUCCCGUCGCCUUAUUUCUACCCGCAGAGUCUGGUUUCCAACCUGGACCCGGGCGCUGCGCUCUACCUGUACCGCGGCCCCAGCGCGCCGCCGCCCGCCCUCCAGAGACCUUUGGUGCCUCGAAUCCUCAUCCACGGACUCCAGGGCGCCAGCGAGCCGCCCCCGCCGCUGCCCCCGCUGGCCGGCGUCCUCCCGCGCGCCGCGCAGCCUCGGUGAGGCGCCCGCCCGCCAUCCGCCCCCGGCACGGGGUCCAACGCCCCUUGGGGUGGGGGCCGCAGGCCCUCCCUGGCGCCCCAGCUCGGUGUCCCCGCGAGGGCCAGAUACCAGGUCCGCCGAGGCCUGGUCCCCGGACUGCGUCCCCCUAACCCUCCUGGACGCCCACCUCCGCUCGCGUCUCUGUCGCCCACUCCCACCAGCGCAGCGCCCCUUCCCCUCGCCGGAGCGGGCAGGGGUGACCCCCGCGCUUUGCCCUCUCCCAGCCCGCCUUCCAAGCUCCAGCUGGAGACCACCCGGGAGCGGAGAGGUGCGGGGACCCCGCGCCUCUCGCGCCCUCGCCGGCGGCCGCGCUGUACAUACCGUGUGCAAAGUGUAUAUGAAGUUAUUUAUUCGUGACCCACGAGCCCGUGGCUGUGUCCGUGAACAGUGUCCGUGCCGUGUCCUCCCCGUCCCGGGCGGGGCGGGCAGGGGUUGGGGGGCUCACCCUCCCACCCCGACCCGGCCCCACCUCCGCCCGCUCCCGGGGUCAGCCAGGCCUCCCGGGCUCUUUUUUUAAAUGUCGAAAUAAACUUCUUACAAAUCACCAGGCGCCUGUCUGCGCUCAGGCCGCCGCCCACCCCUCCGCGGCGUCUCCCUCCCCCGGAACCCGUUGCGGGGCCCCUCUUCGCUUUGGUGUGGUGAGGGCGUGCGGGCCCCGACUGCACCCACUCCGCGGGGUUCUGGAACAAGGGCCCCUUUCCCUGGCCUCAGUUUUCCCAUCUCUGUAAUGAGAGCGCGCCGCGCUCCUCCUCCUGCUCCGUGCGGUCCCGAGGGCCGGUGGCGGGAGAGGGCGGGGGUCAGAGCCCUGCCUCCCCCGGCGGCGGGCUGGGCCUCGGUGCCCCGGCUGAGCCGACUCAUCUGGCCGCGACAAGGGCGCCGGCAGCUGGUGACCGGCCGGCCGGGCUCGGGCCGACAGAUGGGCUUCGAGGCCGCUCCCCCAUCCUCCCCGCCCUCCCCUGCCCGAGCUCGGGUUGCCGACCGACGUUGAGUGCGGACGCCAAGGCGGCACCGGGGCGCCUUCUCUGCGAACCUGGGGUCACCCCGGUCCUGCCUCUCACCUCCCCCUUCAGGGGCGGGGGCUGGAAACCGCGAUCAGCGCAGUCCCUCCCUUCGUCGGCCCCAGCCCUGGCUCCAGGGUCGGGGGAGGGGGUUUCAGUCUCAGGCCCCCGAUAAAAGGGCCAAGGUCACCUCCUGAGACCCGCCCUCCCUGGGGAGGGGGGCGCAGGUGCUCCCCCGCGCACGCACCACCUGCAGCUCUCCGACCCUGGAGGAGGCAGCGGCGCCCAAGGCUGGGAGGUUAGGGGCAGGACAGCCUGGUGGUGGUGGCAUGGGGUGGGCUGUGGAGACCUUCGCCCCCCACCCCGGGGAGCCCAGCCCCACUGCCUGGCUGCUACAGUUUCCUCCCCACCCCCAAGCUUUUCUUUCCCGGGCGGGCGAGGGUAUUAUUCUAAUUUUGCAAAAUGCACAGCAGCUAAUUAAGUCGAGCAGCCCCUCGGCGACGGAGUCCUUUUGCAUGUGAAAGGGGCCAGUAAAUCCCCAGCUCGGGCUUCGGCGGGGGCCGGGGCCGGGGCCCGUCCCCAACUCAGGGUUAAUGAAGUGGGAAAGGAGUCUCUCACAGCCUCCUGCAAACAAAACCCCCCAUGCAACAAACCCUGCCCAAAUCCUACAUGGAUUGACUUAAACCCAGGGGAUAAGUGCUUUAAAUUAAUCUCAUUGAAUAAGAAUGAGACCAAACAAAACUCUUUAAAAUCAUAUUAAAAAUCUAUCAAAGGACAAC